CUGCGCUUGCUCUGUAAAGAAGCCAUGGCGUAUAUAGCUAGCAGCGGCAGCGGAUGAGCGUAGCAUUUUUCGACCAAACCAUCUUGGCACCGCAUCCGACUGGCUCAGUUUAUCGCCAUCAUGUUAUGUUGGGGCCCGAAUAACUACUUGAUAAUAUUUGAUGGUAUGGUGUCUUAGUUUCAAUCUGUAAUCUUAUUCUGAUCUACGAUUUUCUUCUGGAGGAUUUUGGAUGUUGAAACAAAUUAUCUGAAAAGCUUGUUGACCUGCGCCCGAAUGUUAGCAAAUUGGCUAGCUAAGAAAAGGGUCUAGCCUAAAAGCGGAAGUGGGGAAAUUCCCCGGAUACUGGCUGACAAGGUUCAUUGAUUGGUGAAAACAUCUGGUGAUGGAUGGAAACAAGGAAGCAGGAGGUGGAGCCCCGGAGAGGAUUCUGCUGGAACCCUACAAAUACCUGCUGCAGCUACCAGGAAAACAAGUCAGGACAAAACUCUCUCAAGCGUUUAACCACUGGCUCAAUGUUCCAGAGGAUAAACUGCAGGUCAUCAUAGAGGUGACCGAGAUGCUCCACAAUGCCAGCCUCCUUAUCGACGACAUCGAAGACAACUCUACGUUGCGGAGAGGCUUCCCCGUCGCCCACAGCAUCUACGGAGUCCCCUCUGUGAUCAACUCUGCCAACUACGUCUACUUCCUGGGAUUAGAGAAGGUCCUGACGCUGGAGCACCCAGAGGCGGUGCGUGUGUUCACCAGACAGCUACUGGAGCUCCACUGCGGCCAAGGUCUGGACAUCUACUGGAGGGACACCUACACCUGCCCCACAGAGAGCCAGUACCGGGCCAUGGUCCUCCAGAAGACCGGGGGGCUCUUUGGCCUCGCUGUGGGUCUGAUGCAGCUGUUCUCUGCCUGGGACCGAGACCUUAAGCCCCUCCUGGACACACUGGGACUCUUCUUCCAGAUCAGAGAUGAUUACGCCAACUUGAACUCAGCUGAGUACAGCGAGAACAAAAGCUUCUGUGAAGACCUCACAGAGGGGAAGUUCUCCUUCCCAACCAUCCACGCCAUCUGGUCUCGUCCAGAGAGCACCCAGGUCCAGAACAUCUUGAGGCAAAGGACGGAGAAUGUGGACAUCAAGAAGUACUGUGUAGACUAUCUGGAAAAGGUGGGCUCCUUCGCCUACACUAGGGAGACGCUCAGGGGUCUGGAGGCCGAAGCGUACCGCCUCAUCAACGAUCUGGGGGGGAAUCCGGAGCUGGAAGGGUUGGUGGACCACCUCAGUACCUUGUACAGAGAACCAGAGCCCAAAGCUGGGCCUAAACAGGACUGACCCACAGGUACCAGAACCAUAGCUUGGUGUUAUGGGCUGCUACAAACACACCUUCCACUCAGUCCACUUCCUGUCCCAGACCAACACAUGGCACCAUGACCCCUGGCUGACCCCAACAACACUUGACCCCUGGCUGACCCCAACAGCCUUCACAUUACAUUACUGCAGCUCCUCUGGAUACCCUGGGUAAAAUGUGUAUAGUUGCCUCUGUUAGGUCUGUAGCAGUGGAUAUGAAGGGGCUGAACUAACCACACCUGUAAGGACAAGACAGGAUAGAUGUUCACAGCACAUUGUCCGACUAACACUGUAUUCCAAAACACUUAAAAGCCUUAUUUGUGGAAUACAAAUGUGUUUUUCUGUGUGAACACCAACAAGAAAUUGGGUUAGUGGAUGAUUGCUGCAAAUAUUAUUUUCUUGCUGCCAGUAUCGGAAGGUGUAGAAGUAUGCUACUGGCUGAGUGCCAAGAAGGAGUAUUUUGUUAUCAGUGUUGGUGAUAACACUGUGGUGUGACGUAAAACCUGAUCCUCUGUUUGAUGUAUGGAGGCGUUCAGUUACUGUUCCUUUGAUAAAGGGCAGCACAACAGAUUGUUUACACAGCAAUGUCCCCUGUCAGGCAGUGUCUAAUAUAACAGCCUGCUGCUUCGUUCAUUAACGUUGAUGUUUAAGUUUAUGCUGUACAUUGCAAAUGGGAACUAUGCGCCAAACUUGAAUUUCUCAAAUAAACCUAUUUAAGAAGU
Messenger RNA from Esox lucius (northern pike), 2055 nucleotides. RefSeq names its product geranylgeranyl diphosphate synthase 1 (gene ggps1). The record is from RefSeq and is a predicted model, not a curated record. The transcript is spliced from 6 exons. The coding region runs from base 383 to 1318 and encodes 311 amino acids. Lineage: Eukaryota; Metazoa; Chordata; Actinopteri; Esociformes; Esocidae. Gene Ontology annotation, biological process: isoprenoid biosynthetic process. Gene Ontology annotation, molecular function: prenyltransferase activity.